Molecule: messenger RNA, 327 nt
Organism: Orbilia oligospora ATCC 24927
Lineage: Eukaryota; Fungi; Ascomycota; Orbiliomycetes; Orbiliales; Orbiliaceae
Exons: 3
Coding region: 1-327 (108 amino acids)
Source: RefSeq, a predicted model, not a curated record
AUGUCGACUCCAUCGAAACAAUACCUCUCUAGCGGCCAGGUCAUGCAGAGCCCACCGCUCACUGCCAGAAUCACCCGCUUCACUGAGUCCGCAAUCCAGUUUGUCAGCCUUUACUUCGUCACUCUUCUCUCCUUCGACUCCUACGGAUCCGCCGAAUCCUCAUCAUUCGCAACCCAAAACAACGCCGCCCUCCAGGGUAGCGGUCCAAGGGGCAACGGUACUGCCGGGUUCGGUGGCGGCGCUGGAAGACCUGAUCCUCGUGGUCCUGGUAGACGAUUGGGAACCGUCGAUUCAGUCAGAGGACCGGAGUGUAAAAGCUGUCAGUAA